AUGGUAAAAAGAGCAGCUGAAUCUGACCCCAUCGAUCCCGAAACAGUGCCAUCAUUCAUGCGCACAGUAUCAGGAGGAGUCUUCAAAGUUAACGGCUACACGCCGAACGCUCCGGAUAUCCUGCCACCGUCCCGAAUCCAGGACCUGGUGUAUACCUCAUUCUCCUAUGAUAAUGGCUCCGUGACACUCAGCUGGACUGCUGUAGGAGAUAACCUUGACCAAGGAACGGCACACAGUUACGAACUCCGCUAUUCAACGAACUUCACGUCUAUUCGAACGAAUUUCAGCAAUUGCGAUGAGAUCACGCAAGAUGAACUGGUCCACGGGAACAUCUCCAACAUCAACCCGCCAGGGGUUACCGAAACCAUCACUGUUACUCUUCCCGAAAGUGGGCAGGAUCGUCUGUACUAUUUCGCAAUAAGGGCUUGGGACGAGGCCGGGAAUGUAGGGGAUUUGUCCAACAUCGUAUCCUUGUUCUUCAUCCGUCCUUUACCGGUGACCACAGAAGCAACCACAGAAGGUACUCUGUCCACUGAACAAACCACCAAUCAAACUGAACCAGGUGAUCUGUCAACUGAAACAAUUUCGUCGGAGGAGUUGACCACGCGCCAAACUACGCCAGAUCAAGAGAGGAACCCAGACAUGCCAGAAGAACCUAACAAAACGGCCAUGAUUAUCGGCCUGUCAUGUGCGGGGGGUGUGGUCGUACUUGUUCUGGGUGUCAUCCUAUGCAUCUACUACCGGAAGACGCAUGUGGCGGAUAUGAAAUCCCAAUCUACGGAUUUAGUACAGGACAACUUCCAAGGGGUCCAGGUGGUACGAUACACCGCAACCUACGACAAUCCUGCUUACUCUACUAAUUGAUUUACGCUCCAACUUACCUUAAUGAAAAGAAUGCA
Molecule: messenger RNA, 899 nt
Organism: Lytechinus variegatus (green sea urchin)
Lineage: Eukaryota; Metazoa; Echinodermata; Echinoidea; Temnopleuroida; Toxopneustidae
Product: calcium-activated chloride channel regulator 1-like
Exons: 3
Coding region: 1-864 (287 amino acids)
Molecular function (GO): protein binding
Source: RefSeq, a predicted model, not a curated record